UUUCGAUUGACUUGUCUUUUUUAUAUUUUAGUCUUUCGAUUUUUUAUUUCGUUUCAGUCAGAACACUUUUUUAAUUCGUGAUGUGUACAAUUCUCCGGAAGUGUAAACGCGUCCGCAUCAACAUAAACAAAAUGCUUCAGCAGGAGACGUAACAUACAUGGUCGGUGCCGAAAAUUUAGGACAAGGUUGAAUGAUGGCAAGAAUACCUGCUUGUCUCUGAAUGCUGGAAAGCAAAGGACUUCGUGUAGAAGAUUGUGGCCACAUUGCCACCAUGACACCAACUGUAUGCAAGGAAUGUGGCUGUAGAUGUGACAGCUGCGGCAGUAGCACCACAUCAUACUCAAAAGGCACAAGCCUGGACCUUCACCAACAGAUAGCUGAGCUGCACAGCCAGCUGGGGCGUAGCGGCUCACACAUUGGCAGCCUGGAACAGCAGCUGCGUGAUAUGCGCAGCAACACAGAUUUUGAUUUAAGCCGGACAAAGGAUGAGCUGGCACGACUCCGGGAGAGAUACGAGAGGCUGCUGGAGAGUCACAAGAAGAUGCAGAAAAUAAAUCACGACCUGGAGGAUAAACUCUUGAGACAGGUGAGUCAGGCAGAAUCGGAGAAGGUGUCUCUCCAACAUGAGCUUUCCUCCAUGAUGCAGCGGCUGGUGGAUGCACGUACCCUCAUCACACACCUGGACGAGGAUAAUGAGCGGUAUCGUCAGGACUGCAAUGUAGCGGUGCAAUUGUUGCAGUGCAAACCUUCCAACUUUGUGUCACAUAGGCUCAACACACUUCCCCUAGAUCUUCAAGAGCGAGUGAAACAGUUGAUGCCAAGGGAACAGCUUCUGGCUGCAGAGAAUGCAGCCAACAACCCCCCAGAGGAGCCCCGACUCAUGCGCAUUCCCAUCGCAACAUUUCCGCCGACAGCCAUGGUUUACUCUCUACAGCACAACACUGGCAACAAGAUUUCAGGGUCAGAGAGUAAGGACAUGAAUGGAGGACACUCAGAGACCAGCUCAGGUCUCAUUCCCACAUCUCUUAUUGCUCGGGUGUUAAACCAACCCCGACCACAUCGGGCUAUCCCGCGGGUCUACCUGUGUACUUCCUGUCGGCGGGACGUGGGCCAUGAGGAUGUAGGCUGUCAGGUAGACUUCUUGUCCCGCGGCACACGGCCUGUGGAGAUCACACCCCUGCCAGCCGGAUCGGAACGGGUAGCGAGUCUGAUACAGUCUCCUCUCGCUAACACGAUUCCAGCAGACGCUCGUGGCUGGCACAGCAAUCGCAAGGAAAAUAGCAAGGGUCAUGGUCACUUUGUGUACACGAAUGGUCAUCCUGGUCAUUCCGGCAGUGUCCACAACAUCCCUCAUCCUCCCAGUCGAGAGCAUUGCCUCAGCACCAGCUCUACAGAGACGGAACUUUAGCCUCAACCUAACCCACCCUCCCCUUCCCUGUCUCUUCCCGACUCAUCCCUUCUCCCGUCCAGAUCAAUCCCUUAAUUUAUUCACAAUGUUGCCUGAGCUGGUGUGUCGUGCUAGCCCAUACUAUUGGCUCGGAGGGCCAAUUGUCUUCCACUGAUCUGAGGGAGGUCCUGGUGCAUUUUAUGGAACUGUGGGAGUUUUCACACAGAUAUACCCUUUCUUCACAGAGCAUUACUAUCGGAAUAAACUUUAUCUAGAGGGAGUACCUAUUGUUUAAUAUAUGUUUUAGUUUCAAUUGCCAGUUAUUUUCAUUUUGAUGACAGGUUGAAAUGAGAGCUAGUGAUCUUAUAUUUUUAAUUUUGUUGGAUUUUUCUUUUUCUCUUUUUUUUUUUUUUGGUUCAUACGCGUGGGAACUGCCAUAAUGUAAUCUCAUUUAUUUUUCAUUUUCCAUUAAUUGUUUGUAUUAUAAUUUUGUCUUUUUGUCUUGUCACUGUAAUUCUUCAAGACUUCCACUUCCAUUUACAUAGUGAUAAAGUCACCUAUUUGCAUGGUGCUCUUUCCACCAACAUGUGCAUUUGUCAGGACCAGCAUAAUUUUUUUUAUUGAAAAUCCAAUCUUUUAAAGAAAAGAUAAAAA
Aplysia californica (California sea hare) is the source of this 2041-nucleotide messenger RNA. RefSeq lists its product as uncharacterized. The record is from RefSeq and is a predicted model, not a curated record. The transcript has 9 exons. The coding region runs from base 221 to 1408 and encodes 395 amino acids. Lineage: Eukaryota; Metazoa; Mollusca; Gastropoda; Aplysiida; Aplysiidae.